Prosopis cineraria is the source of this 1010-nucleotide messenger RNA. Its product is annotated as protein TAPETUM DETERMINANT 1-like. Gene Ontology annotation, biological process: cell fate determination. The record is from RefSeq and is a predicted model, not a curated record. NCBI's taxonomy places the organism in Eukaryota, Viridiplantae, Streptophyta, Magnoliopsida, Fabales, Fabaceae.
AAUGAAUCACCCGACCCUGAACUCAACUCUACGCGCCCAACACUGAUAAAGCAGAAACCAUCCCUCCACCACCACACCACUCACCUCCUUCCUCCUCCAUCUUCUUUCUCUCAUCGCUUGCUGCUGCCCGGAGCGAGCACUCGUAACAUCCGUGUUCAAAGAUCUGUGAUAGUAUUGGCUCUUGCUUCCAUGGUAUUCUAGGGUUUCGAGUCUCGCUCACCGUCUACUGCGUUGCGUUUUCCUGUGAGGAAGCAACGACUUCGAACGAGAUUCGUUUACUGUGUUGAUAUCGUUAAUGGAAGCGUGUUCGAUCAGAUUAAUCGUUAUAUUCUUAGCGUCGUCCUUGUUCAUCUUUGGAGUGCUAUCUUUUCUUGCGGAUACGGAUGCUUUGACGGGUAGUAUGGGUUUCAAGGAAGAUGGCAACAACACUCUCUCUUGUACUCAUCGCAAGCUUCUCCAUCAUCGUGCCACUGCUACGGCGGAGCCGAACCGAAUUUGGGGCGACAAAUGCAGCAAGGCUGAUAUUGUAAUACACCAAGGUCCCACAGCACCUCUUCCCAGUGGCAUUCCCACCUACACCGUUGAGAUCAUGAAUCUUUGCGUUGGUGGUUGCAAAAUUGCUGGUAUUCACCUGCACUGUGGCUGGUUCAGCUCUGCUCGCCUCAUCAACCCAAAGGUGUUCAAGCGCCUUCACUACAAUGACUGCCUCGUUAAUGAUGGGAAGGCCCUCAAGAAUGGCGGUACCAUCUCCUUUCAAUAUGCCAAUACCUCUUAUCCUCUCUCAGUUUCUUCUGUGGUCUGCGCAUGAUGACCCCUCCGAAAUAAUAGAGGCCAUUGUCAUUUUCGUUUAGUUUUUGUUUUUUGGGCACAAAUUUUUGACAUGUAUAUAUAGGUAUAGGUAUAUGCCAUAUUGCUUUUCAUGUGCAGGCUGUGUGAGCUUUGAACUGUGAUUAGAGGAAUGCUUAAAAUUGUUUUUGAUAGCGACUAGGUGAAGUGAUAAGUUUCAGACC